Molecule: messenger RNA, 1537 nt
Organism: Anopheles funestus (African malaria mosquito)
Lineage: Eukaryota; Metazoa; Arthropoda; Insecta; Diptera; Culicidae
Product: probable trafficking protein particle complex subunit 13 homolog
Exons: 4
Coding region: 112-1413 (433 amino acids)
Cellular component (GO): TRAPPIII protein complex
Source: RefSeq, a predicted model, not a curated record
GAUAAUGUCAAAACGGAUAAUGUAAACAUAUUGCUGGCAAAAUUAUCCCAGAAGGACCGAUUUGUAUCAGCGUAUUUGCGUAGAAAAAGUGUUUAUUGAAACUAAGAAACGAUGGUUGAACCAACGGAGCAUCUGUUGGCACUGAAAGUGAUGCGCCUUACACGGCCCACAUUGAUCAGUCCGCAGAUAUUGACGGCUGAGCCGAAAGAUGUACCACAGUAUUCGUUUCAAAAGAUUCUACACAGCGAUGCUACGUCCGUUGCCGGCUGUGAAACGAUAGCAGCUGGACAGUUUAUGCUUUUGCCGCAGAGCUUCGGCAACAUCUACCUUGGGGAAACGUUCUCGAGCUACGUGUGCGUUCACAACUGUCGGGCACAUCCCGUCUCGAACGUGUCGGUAAAAGCUGACCUGCAGUCGAACAACAGUCGCGUCAGUCUUCCGAUUCAUGCAGACAAGACGGGUCCGGUAACGUUGAAUCCGGAGGAAACGCUGGACGAUGUAAUUCAUCAUGAGGUGAAAGAAAUUGGAACACACAUAUUGGUUUGCGAGGUUUCUUACAUGACACCAGCCGGAUUGGAAACGUCGUUUCGGAAGUUCUUCAAAUUUCAGGUGGUCAAACCGCUGGACGUAAAGACGAAGUUUUACAACGCUGAAACGGACGAUGUAUAUCUUGAGGCACAGAUACAGAACAUCACGGUAGGACCAAUCUGUCUCGAAAAGGUUGAGCUAGAAAGUUCCGAACAGUAUACGGUCAUUUCGUUGAACGCGUUACCGUCCGGUGAAUCUGUGUUUUCCUCGAAAACGAUGCUACAACCCCAGAAUAGCUGCCAGUUUCUCUACUGUAUUCGACCUAUUCCGGAGAUUGCACGUGAUCCGAGUGCAUUGAAGGCGGCAAACAAUAUAGGCAAACUGGAUAUUGUGUGGCGUUCCAAUUUAGGCGAAAGAGGACGCUUGCAAACGAGCCAGCUACAGCGCUGUGCACUGGAAUACAGUGAUCUUCGGCUGAAUAUCAUCGAAGCAAACAGUACUGUGCGAAUCGGUGAGGGAUUUAACUUCCGAUGUCGGGUGACAAACACCAGCGAACGAUCGAUGGAUUUGCUGAUGAGCCUUAACACGAAGGCCAAACCAGGCUGUGGCUACACCGGAGUCACCGAGUUUGCGCUCGGUGCGAUUGAGCCGGGUCAGAUGAAAGAAUUCCCACUGACCGUGUGCCCGGUACGGUUGGGAUUGAUUGUGAUUUCCGCGCUGCAGCUGACAGACGUGUUCACGAAGCGCAAGUAUGAGUUCGAUAACUUUCUGCAGGUGUUUGUUGUGGACGAGGACUAUCGGGAGGAUAGUGCUCAGCUGGAUAAGUACGUUCGAUACAGCAGCAGCACUAGCACCAACAGCAAAAACAUUCCGCAAACCGUUUAGUUUUUCGCGAAAUAAAGCGAAAAGUUACCCCGUCACUACAUGAUUAGCAAUUGUCGCGUUUGCGAACGCGAUUGAUUUAAACAAAGAAAAUUAUAAUAAGUAAUACAUUUAUUGUUUUGAUGAA